UGACGUCAUUGGUGAGCGCCUCUGCUGCUGGCCUUCGAAAUGGGCUCGACUCCUUAGCCUCGAUUUCUUCAAUUGUCCCUCUGCAUAUCAACUUUUUAUGAAAUAAGCCUGUUCGCGAUGACAUUUGGAGGUACGUCUACACAACGAGAGAAAGCAGAGACAUCUUUGAUAGGCAUUCUCCCCACUGCCAUGUUAGUGGUGAGCAGAUGUGAAUUGGCAGAUGAGGUCAGCCAGGUGAUUUCAGAACUGGUUCCUGUGCGGGCUGACUGGCUUCCAAGUUUCAGUUCCUGUGCAUUAUAGUAAAGCUACUCGCUUGGUCAGAGGAUUGCAAUGAAACCAGCUCAUGAGCGCAACCAGGAGUGCCUGCCUCCUAAGAAGAGGGACCUCCCAGUUAGUAACAGCAGUGGAUCUGGAGGGGGAGUUGGGGCUGCAGGAGGAGGUGCUGGCAGUAGCGCUGGUGGUGGUAUUGGAGAAGAUGAAGUGGUUUCCAUCCAGAACUCUGCAUCCAACAGUGACACUCAGAGAGGGACCUUGUCUGGAGAGUGGCUGCGAGCUCAGCCAGGGCUUCAUUAUGGAGUGGAUAAUUCUGAUGGCAUACCAGCGGUACCCGUUGACCAGUACAGUAUGCUCUACAAAGUGGCUCUUCCAUCUGUUACCUAUUCGUCUGCUAGUCUUCACCCAGUGUUAAGCCACAUCUCUCCAACCUACACUGUACACUCUCCUCUCCUGCAGCAUCCUGGCCUUUCCUAUCCUCCUCUUGGUUAUGCCCAGAUCCCUCAUUCCUCUCUCCAGUUUGUUGGUUCCCCUUAUGCAGCGGUACCUUACGCUCUACCCCCUGGCUUUGUCCCAGGAUCAUUAAUCUCUCCCUCAGGCACCAUUCCUCAGCCCCACGCUGUGUCCCACCUUGUUCCUUAUCCAUCUGUCAUACAGGAAGGUGUUGUUUCCCCGCCUCCCCAGGCCCAGGUAGCUGCUCAUACCUUUGCCAAAGUUGCAGCAUCCAGCGGGGUCCCGCUGAUGCUGCCUUCAGAGCAAGUUGCCCAGCAGCACCUUGGUACUGUAGGAGUCCUGUCUGCAACAGAGGUCAGCUCUCGAGGGAUGCCAGUUUUCUACCACCCUCAGGGCGCCAGGGUUGCCACCAGAGACACCCACAGUGCCCAGCAGGAGAAUGAACCAGAGAUGAAUGGAGGCGAUAAAGAGCAGGGAGCCAGGGAGGUAGUACUUGACUUGGCCUACACUGCCAGAAAUGCACGUCUGCUGCAGGUAGCAUCUAGCUCUGCAGCACAGGAGCACAGCCAAGACAGAGGCCUGCAGAACCGAAGGCUGGAAGAGAGGAGCUCACCUGGCCAGCGCAGCACUCCAGACAGUGACCUGGAGGUGCAGCAGGUGGUUGGUCGUUUUGCUUCCUCUAGCCAAGGGGGUAUUGGAGUGCGGAAAGAGGUCUCCUUUGCUCCCUUGAACCUCUCUCAGGGUGCCCAGAGAGCCAGAGAUGUCCAUGGAGAGAGCACUGGUGUAAUUUCCGGCCGGACCGCGUACACGGCCCAGCCUGUGAGUUACAGCGACCCCAGAGUGACUAGCCUCCAGCAGCAGACAGGACAACCAGGCCAUGCUGUCAUGCUUGCCAAUGGGCAACCCGUUCUUAUUCCCCUGGAGUAUCACCUGCAGCAUCAGUCCCAACCACCACAGCAACACUACCCAGGACAGGCUAAUGAUGCCUCAGCCAGCCAUGCCUCCACCACCAUGGCCUCCCCUAACCUAAGCUUUAAAGCCUCUGAUUCUUCAGCCAGAGUGUGCCUCCCUGAAAGGGCGGAGCCGACCAUAGCUCAGCAGCAGCUCCCCCAGCAGUCUCCUGUCCAGUCUACAGCAGAUGUGACUCAGGCCUUAGCUUCAAGCCUCGCUCCUGCCACGGCUCCCUGCAACCCGUCACACUUUAUGAAGGGGGCCAUUAUCCAGCUGGCUACUGGGGAACUGAAGCGUGUGGAGGACCUGCAGACUCAGGACUUUGUGCGGAGCGCCGAGGUGAGUGGGGGGCUUAAGAUUGACUCCAGCAUGGUGGUGGACAUCCGUGCCAGCCAGCAGAGACCAGGUCUCGUGUCACUUCACUUUACUGUGGGGGAGCAGCAGAGCAAAGUGACCAUUGACGUGCCCCCAGAGCACCCCUUUUUUGUGUUCGGCCAGGGCUGGUCGUCCUGCAGCCCUGAACGCACAGCCCAGCUGUACGGCUUGGCCUGCCAUCAUCUGCAAGUAGGAGACGUGUGUGUGUCCAUCACCCUGCAGCAGCAGCUUCAGCCGCAGCAGCAGAAACAACCACAGCACCAUCAUUCACAACAGCAACAACAACAACAGCAGAACCUGUCCAGGACUUUGAGCAAAAGCAACGCUACAUCAGGACCUGGUCACCAGCUCAUGGGGCCCCCUGCCCCUCAGCAGUCACGGCCUCAAUCUCAUUUCAGGCUAGACCGCAUUCACAGAGAAAGACAGAGGGAUGGAGAAAAGGAUGUGGUUGAUAAGGAGGAAGCCACACAUUUUGGGGUUGUUGGGCACACUGAGUCGCCCAUCAGACCAAGUAGGACCUCAGCAGAACAUCCAAGGAGCCAGAGCAGUUACCACUUACACACAGAGGGCUCUGCUUUUGCAGGGGCAGGGAUGGGAGCAAUGCAGGCUGCACUAGGUGCUUCUCAGAGGCGCUGGUCCUCACCUGGCCUCCAAAGAUACAAUAUGAAGGGAGACGAAGGGCCACGCCCUCAAAUAAGCACCUCUGGCCACACAAGGCCCUCUUUCAUCCCCCAGGAGGUCAAAGUGUCCAUUGAGGGGCGCUCUAAUGCAGGGAAGUAGCUUCACAUUUGGUAGCAUCUAUAGAGGAGUCUGCCACGAGUAAGAAUGAGUCUGACAAGGUGAGAAAGAGGAAAAAAAAGAGUGCGAAUGUAGCCUCAGAAUGUUUGAGAUUUUGCACACCUAAAAUAUACAAAAAUACAAGAUCUUUGUCUAUCUAGACAGAAGUUCUGGUCUGGUUUGGUUGCCUUGCAGCCAAAGGAUACGAGCCUGUGGUUUCCCAGCUAGCUGAGGUCUGACAGGGACAUGCAAAGUUGAGUAGAAAGUAUGUAGCUGAUGAAAUGCCUAUCAUAGUCCUUACACACUGCAUUUCUCUUACUCUCUCCCUCCUUUGUCGCCACUUCCUCAUACCCAUGCUUGGAGGUUACCAUCGCAUUCAGAACACUCUUGCUUCCUUUUUGACCAACUGUCUCUUUGGAAGACCACGAACUACGAAGAAUUUGUUUGUAGCACAGUGAAGUUACCAACUCUGUAGGUUCUGAUAUAUUUUGAAGACCACAGCCAGUGAUCUUUUAUCGCCUCCAUUCCUAAGAUUCUGUUUCCUUCAAAAGCAUUUACCCAAAAAAGAGUGGAGUUGCUGAUAUCAGCAGUUCCUGUGGCGAUGUUGGCACCGUUGACGCUAACUGUCAGUGUAUGUUACAUUAUGCUUCUCCGGUAGGAGUCUAAAACCGCUUUUGUCAGCAGAGAUACUCUCUCGGUCUGCAAAGAAUGGGAUCCUCUCUCAGGCCAGGUGUGGCGUGUCCCACUUGUCUUACAAUCUGAAUAGUAAUAAAUCAAUCAGUCUGUUCAGCAAUCAGGUUCCACUCCCAGAAAAAAAAUCUGCUUUCAUUACACACCAUCAUGCCCUCUGGUUUAGGCUGAGAGUCCUAACGUGUGUGUGUGUGUGUGUGUUUUUGCAUAAAUGCCGCAGAUUUGAAUAACGCUUUGUUCUCCAUGAUAACUAGAGAUAUCUUGCAUUCCAGUAUCAUCAGUGAGAAUAUCCAUCACUUAGUGUUUAACCUUUUCCCCCUCAGAGAAUCCUUUCCCAUCCUGAGCGACACCCUCCCUCCCUCCUCCUCACUAUACCUCAAAGCUUUCCCGACCAGACUGGUGACUUUUGAUGCAAUUUUAAAAAUAGUAAUUAACGGAGGAGGCACUGGCUGGUCCUCACCAAAGCCACUUGAACCAGAGAGACAUUACCCUGUCACAUCACUGGCUGCAGGCCACUUUAGCCAAAACCCCAGGAAGAGUUGAAGGGCCUUGUAGUUUGCCUCGGAGAGUCAGUGUGCGAGUGAGUCAGUGAUGAGGUGUUCUCUUUGUUCUCAACUUGAGUUACUCUUUGCUCAGUUACCAAAUUAAAGCAAUAGUUCUUUUUACAGCACGCCACUGUUCUGCUCUCCCCCGAGAAUCUCUCGCCGUGCGCUGUUUUAUAUCUCUAUACAUCUGAGGUGUGAGAUCUGACCUUUUAACCCUGAUGUUAAUGGUGAUGCACUAUUUUGCUGUUAAUUUUCAUUGAUGCUUCAGUAUUUCUACACAAGCAAUGCAUGCCUUUGACACAUUUCUCAAGAAAUCAUUGUAGAUGAAACUGGUUCUCUUUGAUUCUCCAUCUCAUUGAUGAUAUUUUAUCUUACAUGGAUUUACUCAAGUGCAUCUCCAAGAAAGGCUUCACUCUAAUUAAGUUGUAAUCAUUAUCAAGUUAUCUUCUGUUCUGUCUUUUUGUUUUAAAGUACAUGGUCCAUAGCUUUUGUACUAGGAUAUACUUUAUCCAGUGGAUCUUGUGAUUGUCUUAUGUUGCACAUAGAAAAUGUCACUCAUUGACUUCACACUGACCUUGUUAAUAGGAAUCACAGUACAGUAGAUGUUUUUUUGUAAUGAAGGGAAUAUGUUUGAAGUAUUGGUGUAGGUGUUUUGUGGCGUGAGAGAGAAAGAAAAAACUGACUUGCAUUUUUUAACUUGUGUUUACAAAUUAGCCAAGAUGAAUGCUGCAGUUUCCUCCUCCUGACAGAUUUUUAUCCUUGUCACUGAAAUCCAAAAACCCAAAAGGGUGAAAUUGAAAAUAAGUGCAAUUAGACCACACAUAAAAUCAUUCAGAGGUUCAUAAUGAGACGGCAUUCCUCAUACAGACAUUCCCAUCAGAAAGCGUAAAGCACAAAGUAACAGUUUAAGUUACAUGGUUGUCAAUUGUCUGACUAAUGUGUUGUAACCCAGACACUGUUGUGUGUGUGUGUGUGUGUGUGUGUGUGUGUGUGUGUCUAUCUGUCCUCUUCGACUCUCUUAACUUUCAUAUUGAGUAGAGCCCUUAACUCUUCAUGGUUCACUGAGUAUACAGUCUGACCCUCUGUCAGCAGGUAGAGGGGCCAUGAGAGAAGUAUCAGACAGAGUUAGCUGAACUGGGACUAGUAGACUCUCAUCCUCUGGUACUGUUAUUAUGAGCAGCUUUAAAGGGUAGGUUCACAUUUUGUUUGUCUUAUAACAAUUCCCACAUGUCCAUAAAGAGUUAUUGGUCGCUGUAAUCAUUCCUCCUGCCCAAGAUUCCUUUCUGAUACUAUUCCAAUGAAAGAGAUAUGGGACAAAAUCAACAGUCGUCUUUCUGUGCAGUAAUGCACUUCAAGCUAAUAUGAGGCUUCAGCAGUCAUAGUUAGACAAAUCAAGUGAGGAUCUUCCAAAGUUAGUUUUUGUAGUACACAAUUCACCCUUUUUGUUACUGUUCCUCUGCAGCAGCUCAGAGCUUUUUGUCCCCCAUCCCAUAACUUAAACUGGAAUCACGUCAGAAAGGGAUCUCCUUACGGAGGAAUGAUUACAACGACAAUAACUCUUUCAGUUUAGUAUUAUUUUGAGAUAGACUCGAAAAAUGUAAACCUAUCCAAUAAAAUGCUUUGCAGUGGGAGUUCAGAAAAUGAUUUUACUACAGUUAAGACCACCUUUUACCAUCAUGACAUUUGAGGUUUUUUUUUCAUGCUGUAAGCAAUAUACAUAAAAUCUGAAAACAUUUCAUGUAGUCUUGGCAUUUUCUAUGCAGUAAACUCAGUAUUGUACCCUUCAUUGUCUUAAGUACAGCUCUGAAGCAGUAGGGCAGGUUGGCUGAUGCAGUCAUUUUACAUUGAUGUCUGGUUAUAGGAUUGUUGCUUUAAAUGAUCUUUCUAUAGGAAUACAAACCAGUAUUUUGCUUUGCUACUUUGUUUUUUGCUCAGUGGUCCCAAUCUUCCUACUUAUAGCACACUGCUGAGUCACAGAUCGGUAAACUUUUAUUGUCUUCUUGCAAUGCCACACAGUCGGAGCCAAAUCACUCAAGACGAGUGUCACUCAAAUAUUCAUGUGUGUGUUCUGCAUUAUUUUGGCACGAUCGCCAAGCCACUUCAACAUUGUAUUCUAGGUCAAGAUGCAUUUGAUGGGAUUUAAACGGUGCAAGCAGUGCCACCAGUGACUUUACCUCCUGUUAAUUCUCACAGCAAGACCAUCCUGUGCUACCACGAGCCUUUUUUGUUUUUGCCCUCUGCUCUGAGCAGUGUGCCACGUUAAGCAGGAAAGCUCGACUUCCACCAAGAUGUCUAAUAAAUCUUAUUCACAUCACUGAGUCUGUUGCUGUACGUAAUUGCACUAAAUGCCCUCCUUUACAGUGUUGUAAAAUGAAAACUGUUGGUAAACUGAAGAGUUUCAAAAUGUAAAGCACACAAAAUCAUGGAGAAAUCGCAGGUUGUGUGUUUCUAUAGAUAAAUGUAUUUUUUUGUAUAGAUGGCUUUGAUGACGCUUGUCGAUAAUGCCUUAAAUUCUGCUUCGUAAAAUGUCUGAAAUUGAAAUAAUGGAAUAAUGCUUCUGGUAGACUUGGUGUUCUCUUUUCAGGCUGUACAAGAGCAAAUCAUAAUUUGUCAAGCCUUGACACUCUUGACAUGCUUACAAGCAGAAAUUCCCAUUUACAUUUCUCAAAGGGUGACAGUGAAUUCUCUUUGGACCCCAGACCAUUAAAUCUGCAAUUUUCUGUUUGUGUGUUUUUUUUUUUUUUUUCAUGAUUUAUUCCAUUACAUUUUUAAUAUACUCUUUAUGCUCAUACUUACUUUUUUUAAUUCCUGUUUUUUCAAUGUGUGCAAGUGAAGUAAAUGGAAGCUCUUUCUGCACUUUUUACAAGAUGAUGCCAAGAGUGUCAGCAACGGAGGGCAAUCACACAGACUCGCACACAUCUGUUGUUUUUUUUUUUUAUUGUUGUUGCACAAGAUCAGUAGUGUUUUUUUUUUUUUUUAUCCCUUGAAUUAAUGGAUUGUGUUUGGCGUCUUGUGCUUCGUCCCACAGUCUCUGGACAACAUAAAGUGGGCUUGAAUAAAUGGAGACAGACAGGCUGCAUAAAUCAGAUAGCUUUCCAUUGGUGGUAAUGUAAUGGUUUAUUAUGUCUUGUGAUGUUGGCAGUGGGGAUUUUUACUCUGUGUGAACUGCUUCCUGUUUAAUCCAAUAUUGAACUGCAAAGGUGAAUUUAGGAUGGUUUUGGUGUCGCUGAUGUCUAAUUAAAUCAGGAGAACGAGAACGGUUAAAAGUUUUAAAGAAGUCUGUGUAUUUUCAGAUUUGAUAUUGUACUUUUUUGGCACAAGGUGACACUGCUUUUUAUGUGACGUGUAACUAUCUAAAAACAACAAAAAACAGCAUCUUUUUUUAAAUGCCUAAAUCUGCAAAAUAUAUGCAAUGAUGUAAAUGUAACAUUCAAUCCUCAAGUAUAAUCCAGGUUGUAUGAACUUUGUAUAGUAAGUUUUAAUAUUGUAUGGCUGUACCAAUAUGUAUUGAUCUUUAUCAGAAGCCUUAGAGUUGUUGACCGAAAGUGCUCCCUUAGAAUACCCUACACCUACCUGACUUUAACAAAGCAUUAAUAUCUCUAUUUUGUUGCAUUUUUAUUUGUACGGUUUUUGAAUAAAAUAGAUUUGUACUGUAUAUUUGUACCUCUCUGUGAAAUACUUAGGGCGUUUUUUGUUUUUUGUUUUGCUGUUUUAAUUCUAUGUACUUUAAAGACACAAAGAUAUUGUAUUUUUAUUGUUACAGCUAACUUGGAGACAUUGCAUUUAUCAUGUUUGUUAAGUAAACACAAUAUAAUAUAUAUAUAUAUAUAUAUAUAUAUAAAUAUAAACUAUUAUCCAA
Messenger RNA from Siniperca chuatsi (mandarin fish), 7923 nucleotides. RefSeq names its product ataxin 1-like (gene atxn1l). The transcript has 3 exons. Gene Ontology annotation, biological process: regulation of DNA-templated transcription; anatomical structure development. The record is from RefSeq and is a predicted model, not a curated record. Bases 331 to 2832 code for a protein of 833 amino acids. NCBI's taxonomy places the organism in Eukaryota, Metazoa, Chordata, Actinopteri, Centrarchiformes, Sinipercidae. Gene Ontology annotation, molecular function: RNA binding; protein binding. Gene Ontology annotation, cellular component: nucleus.